GGGUUUGGGGCUUGUUGUGUUUUUGUUUCGUUCUUUAGUUAAAAACUAGCUUUCAAGCCCUCUUAGUCUACUUCCUCAGUCUUUGUCGAGGUGACUUUGGAAGUAUACAAUUUUAUCUGGAGUCCGGGGACAGUAGUUCUCCUCAGACUUGGCAGAUAUACUGAGGUGGGCUUGCUUACAGUUGGAAGAGCUGCAUCAAUACCGCGGGCCUAAGAUCUGACCUGAAACUGUGUCAUUAUAGGGUUUGGAGUCACAAAAUCUGGAAGCCAGACUGGCUACCUGCCCCUAAAUCCUUAAGGAUAAUGUCUGACUCUUAUUCAGUGGGAAGUCCGGUUACAUGCCUGCAUCAAACUACAGCCCCAGCUGUCUGAAAUUCCUCCCAUGGGAAUUCGAUUUGCAGUGGGUCUGGGAAAUCUGAACAACCUAUACAAUUUAACUCCCCUUAGCGGAAACACGAUGUUUUGAGCAUAAUUUAAUUUAAAUAUGGGCAAAGACAGGGAAGGCUGAAACUGGGGAGUGAAAGGGAAACUAAAGGUUUGUGCAGGAAAUGAAUGGUAGACUAGACUGCGCCAUUCUCAGGGAGUCCAAAGGGCUGUUUACAUGCAGUGCCCUACACCCCAAACAAAGCCACUUAGGGAAACAGCCAGCGUCAAGACUCAAACUACACACAGAAGACAGGAAUAGAAAGCGAGGCCCUAUAUUUCCCCACACCUCGUCCCAAUUCUGCACCAGCUGAGGCUCCGGGAUCACUCUCAGAAGCACUCUUCGAGGGAGACGCUAGCUCUCCAGGUUAAGAUGACGCCCUGGGCAAGCACCAGCCUGGUAGUGAAAGAGAUAAGCUUGACCUAGGGCAUUUACAAAACAAAUGGGUCCUUAAACCCUUUCGGUUCGAAAUAUUGCGCUACAUUCCCCAGCUCGUCCAUCAUCGCCGACCGUAAAUUCCAAAUUCUGCUUUCAUCCACCGGACACACACGCACACGCGCGCGCGCGCGCGCGCGCAAAGAUGGCGAAGAAUGCACUUCCGGCAAGUGUCCUUACGAAUGCAUCCGGGCGUCUGCAGCAGCUGUAUCGACAUGGAGAUCGGUCACCAGUGAAGACAUAUCCCAAGGACCCCUAUCAGGAAGAGAAAUGGCCCCAGGGUUUUGGUCAGCUAACCAAGGAGGGGAUGCUGCAGCACUGGGAGCUAGGCCAGGCUCUGAGGCAGCGCUACCAUGGCUUUCUGAACACCACUUACCACCGCCAAGAGGUUUAUGUGCGAAGCACUGACUUUGACCGUACUCUCAUGAGUGCUGAGGCCAACCUGGCUGGACUCUUCCCUCCCAGUGAAGUGCAACGUUUCAACCCUAACAUUUCAUGGCAGCCCAUCCCUGUCCACACUGUGCCCAUCACUGAAGACAGGUUGCUAAAGUUUCCAUUGGGUCCAUGUCCCCAUUAUGAGCAGCUGCAGAAUGAGACUCGGCAGACAUCAGAGUAUAAGAAUAUGAGUAUUCAGAAUGCACAAUUUCUGGACAUGGUGGCCAAUGAGACAGGGCUUACGAACCUGACCCUAGAGACCAUCUGGAAUGUGUAUGACACACUCUUUUGUGAGCAAACACAUGGGCUGCUCCUGCCGCCCUGGGCCUCACCCCAAACUGUGCAACGUCUGAGCCAGCUAAAGGACUUCAGCUUCCUCUUCCUCUUCGGGAUCCACGAGCAAGUACAGAAGGCCCGACUUCAGGGUGGAGUUCUGCUGGCUCAGAUACUGAAGAACCUGACACUAAUGGCAACCACCUCUCAAUUCCCUAAGCUUCUGGUUUACUCUGCGCAUGAUACUACCCUUGUUGCUUUGCAAAUGGCACUGAACGUCUACAAUGGGAGACAAGCUCCCUACGCUUCCUGCCACAUGUUUGAACUGUAUCAGGAAGAUGAUGGGAAUUUCUCAGUUGAGAUGUACUUUCGGAAUGACAGUAAGAAGGCACCCUGGCCUCUGAUCCUGCCUGGCUGCCCUCACCGUUGCCCACUGCAGGACUUCCUUCGUCUCACAGAGCCUGUCAUCCCCAAGGACUGGCAGAAAGAGUGCCAGCUCAUAAGUGACACUGCAGACACAGAGGUGAUUGUGGCCUUGGCUGUCUGUGGCUCCAUCCUCUUCCUUCUAAUAGUGUUGCUCCUCACUGUCCUCUUCCGGAUGCAGGCUCAGCCUCCUGGCUACCACCAUGUUGCAGACAGGGAAGACCAUGCUUGACAACCACUCAGUCCCCUUCCUCUGCUUCCUAGGGGAGGUGAGCUGAUCCCAGCACUUAGCCUCCCUGAUUACCUAAGCCCAGGUGAAUGAGUGAGGCUCUCCUGGGCUAUGACACCUGUGACUCACCAUCUACACGCCUGGUGUUUACCAUGUGCUGUGCUGGACACUGGCUGUGACACCUGUGACUCACCAUCUACACGCCUGGUGUUUACCAUGUGCUGUGCUGGACACUGGCUUUCUCCAGAUGGGAUCUGUCUCUCCUAUACUGCCUAAGGACCUGAGAUACAGACUAGCAUUCAGUUUCCGCUCAGGACCUGGGAUACAAAAACAAAACAAAACUGAAGCCGGUGCUUGACCUGCCUUGCUCUUCCACCAAGCCUUGUUCGUUGUCUUCUAGCCCACAUCUUUGGCAAAUGGCAUAGAGGACAUUGUCCCUUGGUACUUUUUUUAGAGGCAAAAACUGCAAAUCACUGGGAGUGUAAAAUGUGGCUAUUAAGGAACUGGGUCAUCCAACAGCAGAGUUUUCCUGUGGCUGUGGCUACUGUUAGUGUCAACUCUUGGCUUGAGCAGGGUCUCAGGCAGGUCUGAAAGAUGUGUGUACUGUACCUGGAUGAGUGGGAGGACACAGGCAGGAGAGACACAUCAUGAAGUGAGUCUCCCGCAGCUGGGCUGUGCUCUUCAGAGACUCUGAACUGGACUUGUUUGUUUAGGGCUGCAGGGACUUGGAAGAAAUGAAGGUCUGACUGAGUGCUGGCUCUGUGCCUUUCUUUUCUCCCCCAUUCUGACAUCCAAGGAGCACUCUUACAGGUUGUACUAGAUCUGCUCAGAAGCCCAGCUGCUUUUGGUUUUUUUAGUUGGUGUACAAAGGAUAUGCUUUUAUUGGCCGUGUAAAGACUGAACAUAAACUUUAAAAAAUUC
This is a messenger RNA of Myodes glareolus (Bank vole), 3139 nucleotides long. NCBI's taxonomy places the organism in Eukaryota, Metazoa, Chordata, Mammalia, Rodentia, Cricetidae. The record is from RefSeq and is a predicted model, not a curated record.